Messenger RNA from Acanthoscelides obtectus, 622 nucleotides. Lineage: Eukaryota; Metazoa; Arthropoda; Insecta; Coleoptera; Chrysomelidae. The record is from the annotation of a GenBank genome assembly.
AUGUCCUCAAGGCCUCAAAAAUUAGUGCAGCUUGCACUGGAGGAGGAAAUCGAUUCUCGAGAAUCUAUUUUCGAGAUGCACUUAGAUGACUUCAAGAACUUCGAGGCCUUAUUUUCCGGCACAGGAUUACCUCUCAUUCAAAAGAAACCGACAGUGGACAAAGAAAGCUUUUUAGUGUCAUCAGCGGUGUGGCUUGAGGUUCGAAAACAGGAUCCAGGGAUACUCUACUAUAAAACAGACAUAUUCCAAGAGGACUACAAAAUGGUAAACAUGAAUAGAUCCACUAGAAAACCGAUAGGGUUACCACUAGAACUAUGUUCGCCGCGUCAAACCCCAAAAGGACUUAGCAAGAAAAAGCACGAUCAUCUUCUCAUGCUUCUGCAAUAGAUACCAGAAGCAUUUCAUGAUUUUUAUAAAAAUAUUCCUGUGCUGGGUCAACAAGGAGAUGAUGACGACGACGGCGAUUGAAUAUAUAUUCUCCAGAUGUCAUUUUUUGUAAUAAUAUAAUGUAGCCUAUUUCCACCAAUUGUACUUACUGUGUUUCAUCCUAUGCUGCACCUGGAUUUUAUUAUCAUAGUAAAUAGUCGUAACUCACAAAAUAAUCUGAAUAUCAAAUUCUAAG